Messenger RNA from Odontomachus brunneus, 771 nucleotides. RefSeq names its product probable N-acetyltransferase san (gene san). Bases 172 to 675 code for a protein of 167 amino acids. The transcript is spliced from 4 exons. Gene Ontology annotation, molecular function: acyltransferase activity, transferring groups other than amino-acyl groups. Gene Ontology annotation, cellular component: NatA complex. Lineage: Eukaryota; Metazoa; Arthropoda; Insecta; Hymenoptera; Formicidae. The record is from RefSeq and is a predicted model, not a curated record. Gene Ontology annotation, biological process: mitotic sister chromatid cohesion.
CUUAUAAAGCAAUAUUCUGAUUGGUUCUUCGGCUUGAGUUUAUGUUUUACAUUUACAGCUACGGGAUUUGUGUGCGAUGGCCCUCAUUCCUUGGCGCGAGAAAGAGGCGUGCGAGUAACACGCUGUAAAGUUCGUUAUUGAGACCGCGAAUCCUCUCCGGCACCCACCAGGAUGACCAGGUCGAAAAUAGAGCUGGGAGACGUGACACCUCAUAACAUAAAGCAACUAAAAUUGCUCAAUCAAGUUGUAUUCCCAGUGUCGUACAAUGAAAAGUUCUAUAAGGAUGUACUGGAGGCUGGGGAACUCGCCAAACUAGCAUAUUACAAUGAUAUAGUGGUUGGAGCAGUUUGCUGCCGUGUAGAUACUUCAGAAAAUUCUAGGCGUUUAUACAUAAUGACAUUGGGUUGUCUCUAUCCCUAUAGAAGAUUAGGAAUUGGCACUGUUAUGGUGCAACAUGUUUUAAAUUAUGUUAACAAGGAUGGGAAUUUUGACUCAAUCUUUCUACAUGUUCAAAUAAGCAACGAAGGCGCAAUUGACUUCUAUAAGAAAUUUGGAUUUGAAAUUGUCGAAACUAAAGAGCAUUAUUACAAGAGAAUAGAGCCAGCGGACGCACACGUAUUACAAAAGACGUUACGUCCUCGAGCAAAUCAAACGAAUCAUCAAACUGUCAACUAAUAAGUAGCAUUGUUUAUUAGCCUAUCUUUUCCACAAUUUAGGAUCUACAUAUUCCCAUGUUCUGUCAAUAAAAUCGUUUUGUAUUAUAGCCAUCGA